ACGUUAUAUAUUUCAACGAGUACAUAGAUUUGUGAUGAUCAGGCCCACGCGAAUCUUCUGUCCUUGAUUGAACAGUGUGCAAACAACCUUAGAGAGGUGACUUGAUCAGAUCUCACAUAGCCAUCUCAAAAUGUUUAAAAAGUUUGAUGAGAAAGAGAGUGUGUCAAAUGUGCAGCAGCUUAAGUCAUCUGUCCAGAAGGGCAUCAGAAACAAGAUCUUAGAACUGCAUCCUCAUAUAGAGAACUAUAUGGACCAGAUUCUGCCAAAGAAGGAGCCUCUGAGAAUACUUAAAUGUCAUGACCACAUAGAGAUUUUGAUAAACAGCGCGGGAGACUUGUUGUUCUUCCGUCAGCGGGACGGGCCGUGGAUGCCUACCCUGCGUCUUCUGCACCAGUAUCCGUUCCUGCUGCCGGCGCUGCAGGUGGACAAGGGCGCCAUCCGUUUCGUGUUGUCGGGCGCCAACAUCAUGUGCCCGGGCUUGACGUCGCCCGGUGCGCGCAUGACGCCCGUGCCCGAGAAGACGCCCGUCGCCAUCAUGGCCGAGGGCAAGCAGCACGCGCUGGCCGUCGGCCUCACCAAGAUGUCCACUGCCGACAUCACGAAAAUCAACAAGGGCAUCGGCGUAGACAACUGCCACUACUUGAUCGACGGGUUAUGGAACAUGAAGCCUGUCAAAUGAGGAAAAUGACAUCCGAGUGCCCUCUGCACUGCCGAAGCGUCGCUGUGACGUCACUAUGGCGGCAGCCUCUUCAUCACCGACCUACUGCGUCUUCUGACAAUGGCUGUCUCAGAAGCCGUCAACCGACCGGAAAGCAGAAGAGCCGGUUGGUUGUGACGCUGGUCUGCUACCACCGAGACCCAGCUGGUGGGGCUUGUUUUUAUUUUGUGGAGAAAUAUUUAAUAAACCGCUUGAAGGAAA
This is a messenger RNA of Pollicipes pollicipes, 919 nucleotides long. It is a transcript of the gene MCTS1, whose product is annotated as malignant T-cell-amplified sequence 1 homolog. Gene Ontology annotation, biological process: formation of translation preinitiation complex. Gene Ontology annotation, molecular function: RNA binding. The record is from RefSeq and is a predicted model, not a curated record. Lineage: Eukaryota; Metazoa; Arthropoda; Thecostraca; Pollicipedomorpha; Pollicipedidae. The transcript has 6 exons. The coding region runs from base 131 to 679 and encodes 182 amino acids.